AUGAGAGACUACCAUUGUUCUUCUUCCUCCUCUCUUCUUCCACCAAUAUGGCUAUGGUGGAAACCAAAUAAUGCGUGGUGGUUUAUUCAUCUUCGUGACGAUGGAAAGUACACUGAAGACACAUACCACUGGCAUUCAGACGCCUGCGAAAUCAUCUCGGUCAUUUACAAAAUUAUGCAGCAUGUCUGCGGUUGUGUCGUGGACACUACGGCCGUAAAUGAUACUACAGCUGCUGACGGUACCGAUACCAAUGAUGACCCUCUGCCAGCUACCGAGUACGAUGCCAGCUCACUAGCGGAUGAUAUAGCCGAUGAAAGUGACCUGGGCCUGCUUAGGGAGGCACUUAUCCUACCUAAGGACGGAUGGACUACAGAUAACCCAAGGCUGAGGUUACCUCGCGUACUAAGAACCAAUAUCACACGAUACGCCUUCCAUACCGAGCGAACUUUCGUACUCGCACUCUGCUGCCUUUACGAUGAAUCUUCCCUCCAGCGUAACGGCAAGAGACCUGGCCCUUUAUCAGGCGGAAAGAUCGAUAUGCCUACCGUCGCGACAUGGGAUAUUCGUACCUCCCGUGUGCCUCUGGACCCCCUUAUGAUUGUAUAG
Molecule: messenger RNA, 606 nt
Organism: Penicillium roqueforti
Lineage: Eukaryota; Fungi; Ascomycota; Eurotiomycetes; Eurotiales; Aspergillaceae
Exons: 7
Coding region: 1-606 (201 amino acids)
Source: RefSeq, a predicted model, not a curated record